UGGGCAACAAAUCAAACUUUUGGAUCCAUCUUUAGUUCUUCCAUUAAUUAAUUAAUUAAGCAAAUGGAGAUGGAAACGAUUCCUAACGGCAGUUCGCCGUCAUCCACCACCACUACCACCACCCCUUCCUUUACCCCAACCACCGCCACGUCACCUAACACUCCGUCAUCAAAACUGAACCGACUUUCCGAAUCGAUGAAAUUAGAACACCAGUUCCUUCGUGUCCCUUUCGAGCAUUAUAAAAAGUCGAUCCGUGCUAAUCACCGUAUUACUGAGAAGGAAAUUACCGCUGUUAUUAACGGCGUUAAUGAUGCCGUUGAUUCUGAUGAUCCUGUUAAUCAACUUAAUUCACUUGUUUCUAGGUUACAAGGACUCAAACGAAAGUUGGAAGAGGGGAGUCGAACAGAGAACCUGCAAGCGCAUAGAUGCAGAGCACGGCUAGAUCAUCUAGAAUCUGCCGAUCCAGAAAAUUUAUCUGACUGGAAUAACAUUCGUUUGAAGAGGAUACUGGUGGAUUACAUGCUGCGGAUGUCAUAUUAUGACACUGCUGUGAAGCUUGCUGAAAGCAGUAACAUCCAGGAUCUUGUUGACAUAGACGUCUUUCAUGAAGCAAAAAAGGUCAUUGACGCUCUCCAAAACAAGGAGGUAACUCCUGCUUUAGCCUGGUGCGCUGAUAAUAAAUCCAGGCUAAAGAAAUCAAAGAGCAAAUUUGAAUUCCAGCUGAGAUUGCAAGAGUUCAUAGAGUUGGUAAGAGCUGAAAACAUGAUGCGGGCCAUUACAUAUGCUCGGAAAUAUCUUGCACCUUGGGGUUCUACCCAUAUGAAAGAGUUGCAGCGGGUCUUGGCGACACUUGCUUUCAAGAGUAAUACUGAAUGUACGACUUACAAGGCUUUAUUUGAACCAAAGCAAUGGGAGUACUUAAUUGACCAAUUCAAACAAGAGUUCUGCAAGUUAUAUGGCAUGACACUUGAACCUUUGCUGAAUAUAUAUCUGCAAGCAGGGCUGUCUGCAUUGAAAACUCCAUUCUGUUACGAAGAUGAUUGCACAAAGGAGGAUCCUUUAUCACAGGAGAGCUUCCGUAAAUUAGCAUCCCCACUACCAUAUUCAAAGCAGCAUCACUCGAAGCUCGUUUGCUACAUAACCAAAGAACUGAUGGAUACUGAAAAUCCACCCCUUGUAUUGCCUAAUGGCCACGUCUACAGUACCAAGGCACUUGAAGAAAUGUCCAAGCGGAAUGAUGGCAGAAUAAUAUGUCCUAGAACAGGCGACACCUGCAACUACACAGAGCUGGUUAAGGCCUACAUUUCAUGAGUUUCUGUUUUCAUUGGACUGUCCAUCGCCGGAGAUCGUUGGUUGUGAUCAACUCCCAAACAAGAAAACUUGCUCUGGGAGAUUUCAAGUCCCUAUGACUUCAUGUUUAGGGGACUACUGUAUAUAUGGAAACCACCAAGUCUGUAAUCCUUGCAAGCAAGCUGAAAAUUUAUAAGGAUGUUAACUUUCAAUGGA
Lycium ferocissimum is the source of this 1506-nucleotide messenger RNA. RefSeq names its product protein MAEA homolog. Gene Ontology annotation, cellular component: GID complex; nucleus; cytoplasm. The record is from RefSeq and is a predicted model, not a curated record. The transcript has 7 exons. Lineage: Eukaryota; Viridiplantae; Streptophyta; Magnoliopsida; Solanales; Solanaceae. Gene Ontology annotation, molecular function: ubiquitin protein ligase activity; protein binding. Gene Ontology annotation, biological process: proteasome-mediated ubiquitin-dependent protein catabolic process. Bases 64 to 1311 code for a protein of 415 amino acids.